UAAGGUGUUUGGCUCAAGAUUUGGUUCCGGAAACUGCAUCUCUGUUCAGAAAGUAUAAGUGAUCAGAGAAAACAAGGUUAAUAGAAUACGAGUAAAAUACUGAGACUAAACUGCAUUGAUGAAAUUACCAUCUCAAAAUUAAUUAAAAAGUACUGGGAAAUUUUGGAAACCAUCAUAAGCAAGAAAAUGAAAUAUGAAGACAAAGUGCACAUCCUUACUUAUGUUCUGAGUAUAUUUAAUUCCAUUUUUCUUAUUGUUGGAGCAAUCAUUUUGGGAAGCGGCAUUUGGGUGUUGUGGGAUAAGAACAGUUUCAUCACUGUGCUAUUCCCUGCAGAUGAAAAUGAUAAUGUCUUAAGGAUCGCUGCCUACUGUUUCCUUGCGAUUGGUAUCACUGCUAUCAUAGUCUGCUUGAUGGGAUGUAUAGGAAGCAUAAAAGAAGUAAAAUGCUUACUUAUUCUGUACUUGAUAUUCCUCGCUCUCAUUUUCAUCAUUCAACUUGCUAUUGGAUUAGCUCUACUUUUCCAGCAAAAUAAGAUUGAAAAAGUAUUGGAUGAGAAAACUCUUGACGUCAUCAAGCACUAUGGCAACAACGACUUUCCUGAAGAACACACGUGGAAACUUUUGGAUAUCAUACAAAAACAAAUUAACUGUUGUGGGCACUACAACAACACAGAUUGGAAGAUGAAUGAAGUGAUCUUAUCCUUCCCCAAUUUGACCCUGAUUCCUUCCUCUUGUACCAAUAAUACAAUUACUUCUAGCCUCUUCUGUAAUGUGACUGAGGACACCUACAUCUACCCAGAGGGCUGUAAAACAGCAAUCCAAGAUUGGCUUUUUAACAGCAUCUUCAUUAUUCUCGGAGUGGCUGUGGGUCUCCUCCUCACACAGGUGUUUCAAUUUAUACUAGCAGUGCAGCUGAUCAAGACUAUCAAGAAACAUGUGAUCUAACUGAAAAACUGCAGAUCGCAUCAGACAGAGAUAAGCUCUUUCAUCCCUUAAAGGGAACUGUUCAGUUCUUUCUAACCAGAGCCCAAAUUAAAGGCCAAAUCUUCUUUUGUGUGAGCUAAAUUGGAAGGCUGCCUCUAUUAAGUUGCAACAUCAUGGAAAGUGAUCAGUUUCUUGCAGGCCUGUACAAUACCAUGGAUAACUAACUGUACUUUGCUUCAGGUGUACUUGAAUGAAGUGACUCACAUUUAAUCCAGCAAACAAAUUUCACAGUGUAAUGUAGCAACAUGCUAAAUAAAUGGAUUGGGAUUUAUUUUUACAACAGAGACCAGUGGAAAGGUUUCAUACAGAAUUUAGAAAAGGGUUUUAAAAUUCUAUUGAAAUUGCAAUCUCAUAUCCAGGUUAACGCAUUGCAUCUCACACCUUUAUAGAAGUUUCAGGAACUCCAUAAUAAUGAAGGUUUGCUGUGCUGGAUUUCCUUUCAAAAUUAAUGAUCAGAACCUUGGGACGUCCUCCUGACGUAAACAUGCUUUUUAAAUGUAAAUUUGUUGUUGCUUAUUUAUGAUGUUUUGUCAGUGUGCAAUAAACUGUUAAACUAUU
This is a messenger RNA of Callorhinchus milii (elephant shark), 1542 nucleotides long. RefSeq names its product CD82 antigen. The record is from RefSeq and is a predicted model, not a curated record. The transcript is spliced from 9 exons. NCBI's taxonomy places the organism in Eukaryota, Metazoa, Chordata, Chondrichthyes, Chimaeriformes, Callorhinchidae. Gene Ontology annotation, cellular component: membrane. The coding region runs from base 187 to 945 and encodes 252 amino acids.